Molecule: messenger RNA, 883 nt
Organism: Aplosporella prunicola CBS 121167
Lineage: Eukaryota; Fungi; Ascomycota; Dothideomycetes; Botryosphaeriales; Aplosporellaceae
Exons: 3
Coding region: 28-723 (231 amino acids)
Biological process (GO): endoplasmic reticulum to Golgi vesicle-mediated transport
Cellular component (GO): Golgi membrane; endoplasmic reticulum membrane; COPII-coated ER to Golgi transport vesicle
Molecular function (GO): COPII receptor activity
Source: RefSeq, a predicted model, not a curated record
GACUCUCAGGACUCCCUUUUGACAAACAUGUGGGUUUUACCGCUGAUAGGCUACCUAGGCCUCAUCAUAGGCUUUGCCUUUCUUACUCUGGCAAUCGCCUCCGGCCUGUACUAUCUAUCAGAACUCGUCGAAGAGCACACUGUGUUCGCCAAGAGGCUCCUCACGCGCAUGAUCUCUGCUGUGAUAGCGCUUCAAGUUCUGCUGUGGCUCAUUGAUGGCUUCCCUCUCGGACUGAGCCUCCUCAGCGUCGCGUCGCAUGUUGUAUACUCGCAGAACCUCAGGCGCUUUCCGAUCGUCAAACUGUCGGAUCCCAUCUUCAUCCUGUCCUGCAUUCUCGUCCUUCUGAACCACUACCUAUGGUUUCGCCAUUUCUCCGCGCCACCUCCGCGCACCGCAAACUACUACCCCUACAACACUUCGCUUGACCCGAACCUGCCAACAUUCACGGAAAUCGCUUCGUACUUCGGCCUUUGCGUUUGGCUUGUGCCUUUCGCGCUUUUCGUGUCGCUAAGCGCCAGCGAGAAUGUGCUGCCAAGUAUGGGCAGCGAGUAUGCGACGGGUGAAGGAAGCAGUUUCAUGGCUGGAGGAGUAGGCUCAGGGAAGAAGGGCGGACAGGCGAACGUAGGUCUGGCGAAAGCUCUUGUUGAUAGGGCUCGAGAAUGGGUCAGCGAAACCGGCGAAGCCGUGGGCCUUUGGAGAGGAGAGAGGGCCAGGCGGUUCUGAGACAUGGGGAACAAGUGAAGUUUUACUUGUCAGCUGGUAGAGCUCGAGCGACGUAAGCAUGAUUGCAUCCACACGAUUGUAUAUGUCUCGAUAGUAUAUAUAUGGAGUCGAAGCGGAGAACUUUGGCGCAACUAGGCAAAUUCCCUUAAAAGCAACUGAG